Messenger RNA from Sinocyclocheilus grahami, 501 nucleotides. Its product is annotated as protein app1-like. The record is from RefSeq and is a predicted model, not a curated record. NCBI's taxonomy places the organism in Eukaryota, Metazoa, Chordata, Actinopteri, Cypriniformes, Cyprinidae. The transcript has 10 exons. Bases 1 to 501 code for a protein of 166 amino acids.
AUGUGGACAUCUCUCCUGUGUCUUCUUCUGGCUGGUGCAGUAUCUGCAGCACCACUUUCACCGUUUUUCAAUUAUCUCCCUCAUUAUGGCAACUCGAAGCAGGGGAAUAAUGGUGGCUUCCAGGGAAUACCAGCACAGCCACAUCCUGGUCUGAAUGCUCCAAUCAGCAUGGAAAUCAUUUUCCCUCCGCGAUUCCCUGCUACUCCAGUAGGAGGAGCAGCUGGCGCAUCGUCAUUCCCUACACACGCGUUCAUCAAAUACUCUCUCCCUAAACUUCCCGGCAGAAAAAGCGUGGAAAUCUUUUACCCCUAUGACUUCAGUCAGCGUCAGGACCAACCCAAUGUUCCCCUGAUACCUCAAAUUCCAAAUAUCUUCCCCUUCGAUUUUAUGCCACAGACAGUUCCCCAGCAGCCACCUGUGAACCCACCAUUCCAGGAUGGUCCUCCACAAACCCAAGAGCCUCAGCAGCAAACCCAGCUGGAGCAGCAGGCACAUCUUUGA